GCUUGCUAGCAGUGCCUUGCAGAGCCCGUCGCUGCUGCUGCUCCGUUUGCUGCUCCUCAGCCGCCAUGGCCGUCUGGAGCGGGUCCGACUCGUGCAACUCGGUCCGGCCCAGCUUGACCUCGGUCUCGUCGGGGGAGCUGCAGAGCCUCCGGACGUGCAACUGCGAGAUGGCCGUGCUGCCUCUGCAACAGCUGGCGUUGCUGCAGCCGGAGUCCUUCCAGCUGUCGGGGGGCGCCUUGACCGUGCGGAGCCCGCCGAGCCGGCGGCUGGGAGGCGGCUUCACGGUGAUCAGCGACGGCUCCGUCCACGUGGACGGGCAGUACCAUUGCAAACUCACCGACUACUUCAAGAGAUACGUAGAACUCAACACCCACUAUGACUAUAAAAACUACAGAGAGACUAUACUGGGUCGCCCAUUGGUAUUCUUCUUCAACGUCAGAACAAAAUAUAAUUCUUCGAAAGAAAAAACAUAUGCUUUGCUUGUGAACACCCGCCACCCAAAGAUGAGAAGGCAGAUUGAGAAUGGAAUGAACAACAUAAUAUCUUCUGUGAUUGGAGAAAGUUACAAACUUCAGUUUGAUUUCCAAGAUGUUGUAAAGAAUUUUUUUCCUCCUGGAGCCCAUCUGGUCAAUAAAGAGAGCCUGAGCUUUUCCUACGAGUUCAAAUGCGACGCCUUAUUUGACUUCUUUUAUUGGUUUGGGAUCAGCAAACGGACAGUUAUGGUGAAUGGGAAAGUUCUGAAUUUGUCCAGUACCAAUCCACAGAAGAAAGAGAUGAUAACAAAGUUUCUGGAUAAAAUGAGUGAACCAAACAUGCGGUCAAACAGCUUUUCAGACAGAAAGUUUAGUGUUACAUCCAGCGCUUCAGUAGAUGAUGUGUUUAAUGGCAACCUCACACCACAAUCACCUUGGAUGGAAUCGCCUUUUGUAGUUUGGACACUUCCAGGGGCUCAGGAAUCGGAGGAAGGAUCACAUACAUACAUCAGGUUUUCAUGAAGGAAGAAAUCCACCAAAGUGGAAUUGUCUUAAUUACAGAAUGAAAGAAGUUAUGGAAAGGAAGACUUCUGUUUUCCUUUGCAUUUUGCCCAGAAGAAUAGGGAACUUUUGCAUUCCUGCUGUGUUUGUUGGUUCAGGAAUAGCCACUUCUGGUUCUUAAAACAGUGCUUGCCGAGUUCGUCUUUCAACAUUAUGAGCUUUCUGGAGGAUAGGGUUUUCUUGUUACUGCAGUCAGAAUGCAUAUAGCUAGAGUCAUUUCAGUGAUUUUUAAAUCUAGAUUAUUCAAGUGGUUUUAAAUUGCAAGCUUUUUAAACACCACUAAAAUCAUGUGUAGUAUGUUGCUAGCUUCAUUAUUGCUCCAGCGCUUAGCACUGUCUCCAGUGGAAAAAAUUAAUGGGAUACAGAACGGCUUUUGAGGCUAAUAAAAUGCAGCUACACUUCCUGCAGGUUUUUU
Molecule: messenger RNA, 1449 nt
Organism: Zootoca vivipara (common lizard)
Lineage: Eukaryota; Metazoa; Chordata; Lepidosauria; Squamata; Lacertidae
Gene: MEDAG
Product: mesenteric estrogen dependent adipogenesis
Cellular component (GO): cytoplasm
Source: RefSeq, a predicted model, not a curated record